Messenger RNA from Carcharodon carcharias (great white shark), 3412 nucleotides. RefSeq names its product mutS homolog 2 (E. coli) (gene msh2). Lineage: Eukaryota; Metazoa; Chordata; Chondrichthyes; Lamniformes; Lamnidae. Gene Ontology annotation, molecular function: ATP-dependent DNA damage sensor activity; mismatched DNA binding; ATP binding. The record is from RefSeq and is a predicted model, not a curated record. Bases 80 to 2884 code for a protein of 934 amino acids. Gene Ontology annotation, cellular component: MutSalpha complex; nucleus. Gene Ontology annotation, biological process: somatic recombination of immunoglobulin genes involved in immune response; mitotic recombination; mismatch repair. The transcript is spliced from 16 exons.
GGCUCCGCCCACACUCUGGCCCCGCCUCCCCCUUGUCCCGCGCUCUCGCGACUGACCUGUGACCUCGGAGUUUGGUGAGAUGGCGGUGCAGCCCAGGGACCGCUUGUCCGGAGCAGACAGUGGACAGGAUGGCGGCGCUUUCGUGGCCUUCUACAGGUCUAUGCCUGAGAAGCCUGACACCACCUUCCGCGUCUUUGACCGCAACGACUACUACACUGUGCACGGGAAGGACGCACUGUUCGCCGCCAGGGAGGUCUUUAAAACCAACGGAGUGAUCAAGACUCUGGGAUCAGGAAACAAUAAGAUUGAAAGUGUUGUGCUGAGUAAAAUGAACUUUGAAUCUGUGGUCAGGGAUCUUCUAUUGGUCCGACAGUAUCGUGUGGAGGUUUAUCGGAACAAAGCCGCGAGUAAGUCCUCAAAGGAGAAUGAUUGGUACUUGGCCUGCAAGGCGUCUCCUGGUAACCUUACUCAGUUCGAAGAGAUUCUCUUUGGCAGCAGUGAUAUGUCUACUGCAGCUGGCGUAGUGGGUGUUAAACUAGGAACAGCAGAUGGGCAGAGGUUAGUUGGUGUUGGCUACGUCGAUUCCACACUUCGGAAGCUGGGAGUGUGCGAGUUCCCGGACAAUGAUCAGUUUUCCAAUCUAGAGGCUCUGCUGGUGCAGAUCGGGCCCAAGGAAUGUGUGUUAUCAGGUGGCGAAGCUGCAGGAGAUAUCACUAAACUUCGACAGGUCGUACAACGAGGAGGCAUAUUGAUUACGGAUAGAAAGAAAAGUGAGUUUACAAAUAAAGACAUUGUACAGGAUCUGAACCGACUUCUGAAAGCUAAAAAAGGGGAGCAAGUGUCAAGUGCUGCUUUACCAGAGAUGGAAAAACAGGUCGCCAUGUCUUCUGUUUCUGCUGUGAUCAAAUAUUUGGAGCUCCUGUCUGACAAAACUAACUUCGGCCAAUAUGAGUUGAUGACCUUUGACCUGAGCCAGUAUAUGAGACUGGACAAUGCAGCUGUCAGUGCACUCAAUCUUUUUCAGGGAUCAUCAGAAGAUUCCAGCAAUACACAGUCUUUGGCUGGUUUGCUGAACAAGUGUAAAACUCCUCAGGGACAGCGUCUCGUCAACCAGUGGAUCAAACAACCGCUGAUGGAUAAAAAUAGGAUUGAGGAGAGGCUUAACCUGGUGGAGGCUUUUGUGGACGACACUGAGCUAAGGCAGAAUUUACAGGAGGAUCUGCUUCGGCGAUUUCCUGACCUCAACCGCCUGGCAAAGAAGUUCCAGCGUCAGGUGGCAACCCUACAGGAUUGUUAUCGGAUUUACCAGGCUGUCAAUCAUCUCCCAAAUGUGGUGCAGGUGUUGGAUAGAUAUGAAGGACUACACCAGAUAUUAUUGAAAGCUGUGUUUAUCUCCCCACUGACGGACCUUAUCUCUGAUUUCGCCAAGUUUCAGGAAUUGAUUGAGACCACAUUAGACCUGAAUCAGGUGGAAAACCAUGAGUUCCUGGUGAAGCCAUCCUUUGACCCAAAUCUAACUGAACUGAGGGAGAAGAUGGAUGGCCUGGAGAAAAGUAUGCAGUCAACACUCAACCAAGCUGCCAGGGAGCUAGGUCUUGAAGCUGGCAAGACUGUGAAGCUAGAGUCAAAUGCUCAAUUGGGUUAUUAUUUCCGUGUCACCUGCAAGGAGGAGAAGGCCCUUCGUAACAAUAAGAAAUUUAACACCAUAGAUAUCCAGAAGAAUGGAGUUCGAUUCACUAACAGUAAGCUGACUUCCUACAAUGAGGACUACAUGAAGAGUAGGGAGGAAUACGAAGAAGCUCAGAAUGCGAUUGUUAAAGAAAUCAUUAAUAUCUCUGCAGGAUACGUGGAACCUCAACAGACUCUAAAUGAUGUGAUUGCUCAACUGGAUGCAGUAGUGAGUUUUGCCCAUGUAGCUAAUGGGGCGCCUGUGCCAUAUGUGCGGCCUAUGAUCCUUGAGAAGGGCAACGGUCGGAUUAUCCUGAAAGCUUCUAGGCAUCCUUGCAUCGAGGUCCAAGAUGACAUGGCCUUCAUACCCAAUGAUGUUACUUUUGAGAGAGAUAAACAAAUGUUCCACAUAAUAACAGGUCCAAACAUGGGUGGUAAAUCAACAUAUAUCCGGCAGACUGGCGUGGUGGUUCUGAUGGCCCAGAUUGGUUGUUUUGUACCCUGUGACUCUGCAGAAAUCAGUAUUGUAGACUGCAUUCUUGCUCGAGUUGGUGCUGGUGACAGUCAGCUCAAAGGUGUUUCAACCUUCAUGGCAGAAAUGUUGGAGACUGCAGCUAUUUUGAGAUCAGCGACAGAACACUCCCUGAUUAUCAUUGAUGAAUUGGGAAGAGGCACCUCUACGUAUGAUGGCUUUGGCCUGGCCUGGGCCAUAUCAGAAUACAUUUCCACCAAGAUUUGCACAUUUUGUAUGUUUGCCACUCAUUUCCAUGAGUUGACUGCCCUGGCUGACCAUGUACCAACAGUCAACAACUUGCAUGUGACUGCAUUAACCACAGAUGAAACACUAACAAUGCUAUACCGUGUAAAGAAAGGUGUUUGUGACCAGAGUUUUGGGAUUCAUGUAGCUGAGCUUGCUCAGUUUCCCAAACAUGUUAUUCAAAGUGCCAAGGACAAAGCCGUGGAGCUUGAGGAGUUCCAGAAUACAGGGAAUUCUGAAAAUUUUGAUGAGGGACCAACAGCUAAGAAAUCUCGCCAAGAAAAGCAGGAUGGUGAAAGGAUCAUUGCAGAAUUUCUGUCAAACAUCAAAGCUUUACCUAUUACUGAUAUGUCUGAGGAGGAAGUAAAGCAGAAGCUGAUGAAGUUGAAGUCUGAAGUGCUAGCACAGAAUAACGGUUUUAUCAAUGAAAUGAUCUCAAGAUCCAGAGUGUUGGCAUAAGCUCAUGGUUUUAAAGUAAAGUUAAUUUCAUUGGAUAUACUGAGGUGUAUAGUUUUAAAUGUGAUGGGGAGGGAGUGGGUGGGGGGAAGAUUUGGGGAGAGCAAAAGUAUCUAUAACUUGGACCCCACCAAAACAGUAUGGCCAGUCAUGGAGAAGAAGGAGAUGAAGGUGUAGUUCCUUCCUUCACAGUCAACACUGUAUAAUAUUGCCUCUCUAACAUGUAAAAUGUCUAGUUCAUAAAUUGUAAUAGAGGGGUUAAUAUUUUGAGAGCAAGAAAAGCAUAGUUUUUGGCAAUGGCAAAGCCAGUCAUUUUUCAAGAGCUCAGCAGCCAUAUAUGUGUUAACAAUUCCCAUGUGGAAUUCAGGUGUAAAAUGGGACACAGUUUGGAGGAGCCCUGUUCUUGCCAAACUCUGCUUUAUGUCAUUUAUGCUGCAUACUGUAGCUGCAAUGUGAAUCCACAUUGCAUUUAAUUUUUGUUAUUAAUUUUCUUCUGAAAGAUGAGAUUUUCAAUAAAAUUAAUAAAAUCUC